Molecule: messenger RNA, 3502 nt
Organism: Paramuricea clavata
Lineage: Eukaryota; Metazoa; Cnidaria; Anthozoa; Malacalcyonacea; Plexauridae
Source: the annotation of a GenBank genome assembly
CUAACUGAAGAUAUUGACCAGUUAUUUUCAAGCAUGAAAAUAAUUUUUUCAUGGGUGGCCGACACUUUGUCAGACACCAGUAAUUGAGUGGUGCCUGUCACUUCUCAGGCUUGUAACCAUUGAGUUGCACUGUGAAAUGCCCUACUUUAUUAUUUUACUCUGACUAAUGCCAGACAAUUUUACACAUCAAGGAGGGAGCGCUGAUGCUUAAUGAGUUAAACAACCAUGACGUCAUUGGCGUGUCGUUACUUUUGGACCAUACAAUUGGCUUUUCUCUGCCUUGCAUCAAGUUUACCUGACACUAACGCUGCAUCACAAUCUUGUUCUACGAACGAUGGACACGACUCCUGCUGUCAGAAUGGCGAAAACAAAUACACGGUUCAAGAAUUUACAGAUGAAGAACUGUUUACAAGAGGCCAUUUAAAACCGUUUGGUUCUCAUCGACCUCCUGAUGAGAUUGUGGAAGAGCUACCAUUCAUGAUAUCGCCACAAGAUUUCUACAUGAAGUAUGUUGUCAAACAUAAACCAGUUGUGAUUAAAGGUGGGUACAGUAAAACUAAACUCCUGGUCGCCACAAAAGUUUGUUUUUCUUACCUGCUGUAUUGAGGCCCAGGGCACCCUACUUUUUUUUUCUUGUCUAACGUCAGACAAUUUUACUUGUCAAUGGGGAAGCUCUGCAACUUAAUGGUUUAACCAAAAAAUCUGGCAAUGUCUCUAGUUAAUCCAUUGAGCCUCUGGUGCGGCCUACUUAUUUUUUUUACUUGUCUAACGCCAGAUGAUUUUGCUCGUCAAUGGGGAAGCUCUGCAGCUUAAUGGGUUAACCAAAAAAUCUGACAAUGUCUCUUGUUAACCCAUUGAGCCCCAAUGCGCCCUACCUAUAUUUUUUUACUUGUGUAAAGCCAGACGAUUUUACUUGCCAAUUGGGAAGCUGGGUUAAUUAAUAAAAGUAUUAAAUUAACUUAUAAAAAUUUUAAAAAUUACUUUUUAACCUGAAAAUGAAAUUUUAAAGUUUACUUUUUAACCUCGGCGGCCCUAAUUGAGAUGAUGUCUGUAUUUAGGUGCGGUGAAACACUGGCCUGCAUACAAACUCUGGACUGAUGAUUACCUAGAGCGUACUUAUGGCGACAUGAUGUUCAACAUGGAAACAAAAGAUGAUGACAAGUAUAACAUCCCAAAAUCCAUGAAACUCAAAGAAUUUCUAGGAAUCUACCAUCAGGCUGACCGAUAUUUAGUGGACGAGGUCCCGCCCGAUAUGAGAAAAGAAAUAAUUUUGCCUCUGUGCUUGAGAUGCGAGGAAAUUGAUAAAUACUUUUUUGUUUCCUAUUUCUGGUUCAGCCAGGGAAACACAUCGUCAGCCAUACACAUUGAUACCGAUGAAAACAUGUUGUGUGUUGUAAAAGGUCAUAAGGAAGUUUUAAUGGUGUCGCCCGAGUAUUCGGCAGAUUUGUAUGCAGAUAGCUCAAGGGUACUUGGUGUAUUAGAUAUUAAUGUGGCUUCUGUUGAUUUGGAGAAGUACCCUAGGGUUAAAAAUGUUCACUAUUUGAAGGCAACUGUGGAUGAGGGUGAUAUGGUGUAUAUACCACAGAUGUGGUGGCAUCAUGUUUAUUCCAGGUAAGUACCAAGUAAUUACUAAAUCAAAUGUAUGAUUCCAUCUGACCAUCUAUAGACGAAAUUUUGACCUAGUCAAGAAGAACGAAACCAUUACCAUAGCUGGACAUAGCAUCUUAAAAUGAGUAAAAUUGCAAAGUUUAGUUGCGAAUUGUAAUUGUAAAAUGAGAAAAAUAUAUCCCUGCGAAGUUCGCAUCUUUUAUCAGACAUUCCAACCACUGGAGGUAAAAAUUAGGGAGACUGUUCAGUGAAUUGAAAUCUAGUUCUUCUGGGGAAAAAUAAUAAAAAUUAAGUCUUUUGAAAUGGCGUUUCCUGCAUUUUGGGAAUAUGUUGUUAUAAGUGAUCCUAUAAAUUGCCAUAAAGCAACUUCAAAAAAGGUCAAGACAGACUAUUAUGUUGCUAAAAACAGUAUAUUUAUCAUUUUUUAUGAUAUUUCCUGAAUAUUCUGAUAAAUCGGGAGAAUUUGAUAAAAAUCGGGAGACCGGGAGAUUGCAUGAAUUUUCGGGAGACUCCCGGUAAAAUCGGGAGAGUUGGAAUGUCUGUUUUAUAUAUGCAUAACGCGCGGGAAAAAUAACCAUCUUUGAACCGAAAGUGAUUAUUUUUAACGCGCGUAUGCAAAUAAUUAUAUACAAAAUUUGCGAACUUCACAGGGCUAUAUUUUCUUCAUUUUACGACAUUUAGCAACCAAUCUUUGCAGUUUUACUCAUUCUAAGACGCUCUUUCUAGCUGUGGUGUUGGAUUUCCUUCUUCUUCCCUAGAUCAAAAUUUAGUCUGUAGCCGGAAUCACCCAUCAGUGACGUACCACGCACCCUAAUACGCCCCCAUUUUUGCAAAGGUACAGCAUCACUCACAUAUGCACAAACUAAAAUUUAAUCUUAAUAGUCAAUAGAUGACACAAUUUUAACAUUGAUUUCUAUUCAAAGAGUUGGACGACAACAAGCUGUCGCAUUGUGGUGGAAAUCAAAACCAUGGUUAAAAAAUGGUGUUAGAAAAUCUGUUCCGUUCCCUGACCACCACAAACAAAGUACGUACCAGCACCUCUAUGAAGAACAGUUUAGAACUGGUAGAGUUGUCCAGUAUAAAGUUCUGUUAAAAGAGAAUUUUUCGUACUUUUAGUCUUUCAAUGUUUAGGGAGCCGGUCAUUAUUUAUCUCGGGGGGGUGGCGCCGAAGAGAAAAGGGUUGGGUAAACAAAAUUUUGAGUGAGUAAAAGGUUGGGUAAAUGAAAAACAAAAUAACUUGAGGGUUGGGUAAUAAUUUAUUGUCAUUUCCAAAGCAUGACUCACUCAAAUAUUGAAGACUAAAAAGCAAUGUCAACAUUCAUAUAUGUCAACACAAUAUGUAAAUCAAUCAGAGUCGCUAUCUUGAUCAUUUUCUGAUUUUACCAGAAAGCAAAUGGUGUCUCCAAAGAAAGUACAUGUGCAGACAACAUGAAACUUUAAACUGCAGAAAAUUGCACAAGCAGUUAUCAAACUCGUGUCACAGAAGUGGUAAUUAUAAGGACAUGUGUGACAACUGAAUGUUAUCCUUUUGUAAAGUUUUCGGCCAGGGGUGGUAUUUAUUUUUUCAUUGAUAUUUGAGGUUGCAUAAAAAAAUUGACUUUUUAAUGGUUGGAUCAGCGAAAAUUUUACCAAGAAAAACAUUUCUCUUCGGUGCUACCCUCGCCAUGUAAAUGUCCCUAAUAUCCAUCUUUUUGUUCACAGUGAAAAAAAAAGUGAAGCAUUCGUAUGCAAAUAUUUUGGCGGAAUAUGAAGAAUGGGUUCAAAAUGUCAGUGAUAUUCAACCAAUGAUCACCUGUAAGGAACAACAGGUGUUAAUGAGUGCAUAUCAGUUUGAAACAGACAAGAGCCCGGAUGCUGAACAGACGUUGGGCGACGGGGGAGAUCUUGAAGAGGU